Thunnus maccoyii (southern bluefin tuna) is the source of this 809-nucleotide messenger RNA. Its product is annotated as metastasis-associated protein MTA1-like. The transcript has 6 exons. Lineage: Eukaryota; Metazoa; Chordata; Actinopteri; Scombriformes; Scombridae. The coding region runs from base 204 to 779 and encodes 191 amino acids. The record is from RefSeq and is a predicted model, not a curated record.
GUAGACCUCCAAAUAAAGUCACACCUGAAAGCAUCUCUUCCGAGUCCUUGUGCUUCAUGUGUCCGUGUUAUCUGUCCAUCAACUCCACCACACACACUCUCUGGUCGGCUGUCGAGCCCAGAGGAACCGCAAAGGCACGCCUCCCCUCCAGCAUGGACUCCACCUUCAGUGCCUGCUGUCAUACCGCCCUCAUGUUGUGAUACAUGUUAAGGGUGUCGGAAGGGCAGGGGACUCGCCUACCCAAAACCAGAGCCGCCCAAAGGAGCACUCUGACCAGUGUUCUGCAGUUUCUAGAGUCCCGUCCGGCAGCCCACGCCCCUCGCUCCCACCGCACCGCAGGCCUGCAGACGCCUCCCCCUCGACGCCUCCUCUCCUCUCUCCCGCACGGACCCCACGGCAUGCUGGGAAAACGCAGCUACCAUCACCACAGCAGGGCUGAGCCGGACAGGCGCUCAGAGAACCCAGGUACAACAGGUGGACCUCUCCUGCAUAACGGCCGCAACAGCAGCAGCGGAAACACCCGGGGAGGAGUGAUGAUCCGCAAGAGACGUCCCAACUGGAUCGAUGCCCCCGAUGACAGCUUCUUCCUCGUCACCCGGGAGACCAGGAGGGCCAGACGGCUGCUGUCCCGGUCCCAGCUGAGACACGCUUGCCGGCAGCCCUGCGAGCAGAUCACCCUGCGCAGGGUCUCCCAGGGCCCGCCGCAGGGGCUCGUCCUGGCCCCUCCGCACCCUCACCCCAGCCUGAGGAUGCGAGGCCCCAUCGUCAUCCACGACUGAUCAAACACGGACCCUCCGACCUCCACACAC